This is a messenger RNA of Elephantulus edwardii (Cape elephant shrew), 1629 nucleotides long. It is a transcript of the gene PYROXD2, whose product is annotated as pyridine nucleotide-disulphide oxidoreductase domain 2. The coding region runs from base 1 to 1629 and encodes 542 amino acids. Gene Ontology annotation, molecular function: oxidoreductase activity. NCBI's taxonomy places the organism in Eukaryota, Metazoa, Chordata, Mammalia, Macroscelidea, Macroscelididae. The record is from RefSeq and is a predicted model, not a curated record. The transcript is spliced from 16 exons.
AUGAGGACGAGACACAACGGACUGGUGGCUGCGGCCUACCUACAGAGACUGGGGGUGAACACAGCUGUCUUUGAGAAGCGUCAUGUGAUUGGGGGUGCAGCUGUCACGGAGGAGAUCAUCCCAGGGUUUAAGUUCUCCCGAGCUUCCUACCUCCUCAGCCUGCUGCGGCCACAGAUUUACACAGACCUGGAGCUGAAGAAACAUGGGCUGAGGCUGCAUCUUCGAAACCCAUACUCCUUCACCCCCAUGCUGGAAGACCACACAGCUGGCAAGGGGCCCAGGUCCCUUCUACUGGGCACAGACAUGGCAGAAAACCAGAAGCAGAUUGCCCAGUUCUCACAGAAGGACGCCCAGGCCUUUCCCCGAUAUGAGGAGUUCAUGAAUCGCUUGGCGUCAGCUAUUGACCCUCUGCUGGACGCAGCCCCCGUGGACAUGGCCACUUUCCAGCGUGGUUCCCUGCUACAAAGGUUCCAGGCACUCUCCACCCUCAAGCCCCUGCUGCGGGCAGGCCUCACCCUGGGAGCCCAGCUUCCCCAGUAUUACCAGGUCCUUACAGCUCCUAUCAUGAAGGUGCUAGACCAAUGGUUUGAGUCUGAGCCUCUGAAGGCCACUCUGGCAACAGAUGCUGUGAUUGGAGCCAUGACCAGCCCCCACACACCAGGGAGUGGGUACGUGUUGUUACAUCACGUGAUGGGGGGCCUAGAAGGGACGCCAGGGGCCUGGGGCUAUGUCCAGGGGGGCAUGGGUGCCCUCUCUGAAGCCAUUGCAAGCUCAGCCACAGCGCAUGGAGCAAAUAUCUUCACUGAAAAGGCGGUGGCCAAGGUGCAGGUGAGCAGCAGAGGCCGUGUCCAAGGGGUCGUGCUGCAGGAUGGCACGGAGGUGAGGAGCAGAGUGGUGCUGUCCAAUGCGUCCCCUCAGAUCACCUUCCUGAAGCUGACACCUCAGGAGUGGCUUCCUGAGGAGUUCGUGGGGAAGAUCUCUCAGCUGGACACCCAGUCACCUGUUACCAAGAUCAACGUGGCUGUAGACAAGCUUCCCAACUUCCUGUCUGCACCCAACACUUCCGAAGGCCAACCAUUGCCCCACCACCAGUGCUCCAUCCACCUCAACUGUGAAGACUCCCACCUCCUCCAUCAGGCCUUUGAAGAUGCCAUGGAUGGCCUCCCCUCCCACAGGCCUAUGAUUGAACUCUGCAUCCCCUCCUCGCUGGACUCCACCCUGGCUCCGCCUGGCUGCCAUGUCAUCUCGCUCUUCACUCAGUACACUCCCUAUGCGCUGGCUGGAGGCAAGGCCUGGGACGAGCAGGAGAGAGAAGCGUAUGCAGACAAAGUGUUUGACUGGAUCGAAGCCUAUGCCCCUGGCUUCAAGGGCUCUGUGGUGGGCAGAGACAUCCUCACCCCACCCGACCUGGAGAGGAUCUUUGGGCUUCCUGGAGGGAACAUAUUCCACUGCGCCAUGUCCCUGGACCAGCUCUACUUCGCCCGUCCCUUGCCUCUGCACUCCAGUUACCGCUGUCCCCUCCCGGGCCUGUAUCUCUGUGGAAGUGGGGCCCAUCCCGGGGGCGGUGUCAUGGGAGCAGCUGGACGGAAUGCAGCCCAUGUGGUCUUUAAAGACCUCAGGAACCUGUGA